AUGGCUACUCGAUUCCAAGAGGCAUCAUUGACUGUAACUGAUUUAAUCCAGAAGAGUCACUUAAUCUGUGAAGGUCCACCUGCACAAUAUCGUCUCAUCACAAAUAGAAAGAAUCUUGAACGAGAUGGAUCAGUAAGAAAAUGGACAUUUGGACAGAGAGACAGGCAAACCAAAAUAAUAAUGAUGGUAGGAGAAACUGGAACAGGCAAAACUACUCUGAUCAAUGCCAUGGUAAAUUAUAUGCUCGGGGUGAAGUUUACAGAUGAAGUGUGGUUUGAGAUUACAGAAGAAGAAGAAGAUAAUCCCAUCUCAGAUCAGUCAAAAAGUAAAACAACCAAUAUUACUGUGUAUGAGGUCCAUGAAAACCAAUUCUCUCUUACCAUCAUUGACACUCCAGGUUAUGGAGACACCAGGGGAAGAGAAUAUGACAGGCAGAUUGCUGAGAAUCUGAACAAACUGUUUCAUAGUGAAAAUGGAGUGAAAGAAAUUGAUGUGGUAUGUUUGGUUGCAUCUAAGUAUCUGAGUAAUGGAGUUUUGUCCUUGUUUGGUAAAGACCUAGAAAACAACAUUAUCAUUAUGGUUACUCAUUCAGAUGGAAUAACUCCAGAAGAUGCUCUCAGUGCAAUCAAGAAAGCAGGGAUACCCUCCAGGAAAAAUCAACCAGAGUAUUUCUUAUUCAACAAUCGUCAAACUGUGAAAAGGAGCCCAAAAUAUAACACCAGUCUCCAGACAGCCUGGGAACAAACAGAGUGCAGUUUAAAAAAUUUCUUUGCCUCACUAAAAGAACAGAACCGAAAAAGCUUAAAGCAGACUAAGAGGGUUCUGACUGAGUCCAGACAUCUUGAAACCUGUAUUUCUAAUCUUCAAAACCAUAUUGAGGUUGUAGAGUGUAAAGCUAAAGAACUGGCUCAGACUCAGAAAGCCCUUGAGGAAAACAAGAAAAACAUUAAAAGAAAUAAAAACCUCUCUUUUACGGUCACCAAAUAUUGCAAAGAUUACAAAGCUCCUAUUAGAAAAUUUUCAUUUCAGGAGGGAGGGGGGAGAAACAAAUAUGUUACAGGCAGCAAAGAUAUGACAAAAUGUCAAAAAGGACCAUCAAAAUAA
Molecule: messenger RNA, 1104 nt
Organism: Clarias gariepinus (North African catfish)
Lineage: Eukaryota; Metazoa; Chordata; Actinopteri; Siluriformes; Clariidae
Exons: 3
Coding region: 1-1104 (367 amino acids)
Biological process (GO): cytoskeleton-dependent cytokinesis
Cellular component (GO): septin ring; microtubule cytoskeleton; septin complex
Molecular function (GO): GTP binding; molecular adaptor activity; GTPase activity
Source: RefSeq, a predicted model, not a curated record